Anolis carolinensis (green anole) is the source of this 9298-nucleotide messenger RNA. RefSeq names its product guanine nucleotide-binding protein G(q) subunit alpha. The record is from RefSeq and is a predicted model, not a curated record. Gene Ontology annotation, biological process: glutamate receptor signaling pathway; action potential; phospholipase C-activating dopamine receptor signaling pathway. Gene Ontology annotation, cellular component: heterotrimeric G-protein complex. Gene Ontology annotation, molecular function: G protein-coupled receptor binding; GTPase activator activity; guanyl nucleotide binding. The transcript is spliced from 7 exons. The coding region runs from base 824 to 1903 and encodes 359 amino acids. Lineage: Eukaryota; Metazoa; Chordata; Lepidosauria; Squamata; Anolidae.
AUUUCUCUGCCGCCACCACGCCCGGGAAGCCGAGCGAGAGAGGCAAGGAUACAUCUUGGCUACAGUUCUCACUCAGAAGCCCCGCAGCCUGGCUCUCCUUGGCGGGCCCCCCUCCGCAGCCUCCCGCCCGAGGGGGAGAGGAAGCCAGCGUUUCCCUGCCUCGGAAGGCAAACCCUUAAGGCCCCCCCGAACCCCGCUGAAGCUUUGUAAUCGUCUCCAAGGCGGGGGAAGGCGUUCUUCUUUGCUAGGAAGCUUGCAAUAGAUAGAUUGCGUGGAAGCAGUCCGCCUCCUGAGGCGGGGAAAGAAAGCAAGGAGGAAGGAAGGAGGGGAGGAGGGGCAGUCUCGUCGGGGCUCCUCGGAGGCCGGGGCGAAAGAGGGCGGGGUCCGAGGGGCGCCUGGGCUCCUCCUCCUCCUCCCUGUUGUUUGGCGCAGGGCUGAGGCUGGGAAGGAGGCGGAGGCGCGCCCGGGCCAGAGUGGGCGCUGCGAGGGGGCUUCACGGGCAAGGGAGGGAAGGAAGGAGGAAGGGCUCGCGUCGUGGGUGCGCCGUGCGCGUCUCCGCGGGUGCGCCAGGGCUCGCUCUUUCUCUCUCUCUCCCCCCUUCCCUUCCCUUCCUCCCCUCCCUCCCCUUCCCUCGGGGCUCGCUGUCUCCGGGAAUUGGGAGGAAGAGGAAAGGGAGGAGGGCGUCGGCGGCGGUGGUCGGUGCCUCGCCGAGCUCGGAAGCACUCUCUCCUCCGCACCAAGGGGAGGGAUUCUUCUCCCUCCUGCCUUCUGUUUUUGCUCCCGUGGGUUGUGUUCCUCUCGGGGCCGGAGCCAUUGGGGAAGCAUGACCCUGGAGUCCAUCAUGGCGUGCUGCCUGAGCGAGGAAGCCAAGGAGGCGCGGCGGAUCAACGACGAGAUCGAAAGGCAGCUGCGCCGCGACAAGCGGGACGCCCGGCGGGAGCUCAAGCUGCUCCUCCUCGGCACAGGAGAAAGUGGCAAAAGCACAUUCAUCAAACAGAUGAGAAUCAUUCAUGGUUCAGGAUACUCUGAUGAAGACAAAAGAGGUUUCACCAAGCUUGUGUAUCAGAAUAUAUUCACAGCAAUGCAGUCAAUGAUCAGAGCCAUGGAUACACUCAGAAUCCCAUACAACUAUGAACAUAAUAAGGGUAAUGCACAUUUAGUUCGAGAUGUUGAUAUAGAGAAAGUGAAUUCCUUUGAGAACCCUUACGUAGAUGCAAUAAAGAGUUUAUGGAAUGACCCUGGAAUACAAGAAUGCUAUGACAGACGACGGGAAUAUCAGUUGUCAGAUUCCACUAAAUAUUACCUUAACGACUUGGACCGCAUAGCUGGUUCUGGCUAUCUGCCAACCCAACAAGAUGUGCUUAGAGUUCGAGUUCCAACUACAGGAAUAAUUGAAUAUCCAUUUGACUUACAAAGUGUCAUUUUCAGAAUGGUGGAUGUAGGGGGGCAGCGAUCAGAACGAAGAAAAUGGAUACACUGCUUCGAAAAUGUCACCUCCAUUAUGUUUCUAGUAGCCCUUAGUGAAUACGAUCAAGUACUUGUGGAGUCAGACAAUGAGAAUCGAAUGGAGGAAAGCAAAGCACUAUUUAGGACAAUUAUUACAUAUCCCUGGUUCCAGAAUUCUUCAGUCAUUCUGUUCUUAAAUAAGAAAGAUCUUCUAGAGGAAAAAAUAAUGUAUUCCCAUCUAGUUGACUAUUUCCCUGAGUAUGAUGGACCUCAGCGAGAUGCCCAGGCAGCAAGGGAAUUCAUCUUAAAGAUGUUUGUCGACCUGAAUCCAGAGAGUGAAAAAAUCAUCUACUCCCACUUCACGUGUGCCACAGAUACGGAGAAUAUCCGUUUCGUCUUUGCUGCUGUCAAGGACACUAUCCUACAAUUAAACCUGAAGGAGUACAACUUGGUCUAACUGUGCCUCUUAGGUUUCCACCCACCUGUACCCCAAUUUGGGCAGUUGAAGAUAUUCAAGAGGGACUGUAUUAUCUGUGAAAAUGAUCCACAUAAUACUAAUUUAUUGCUGGCCUGGACUCUGUUAAUGUUCACAGAGUUUAUAGUAAAUAUUAUGAUUUUAUUUAAACUUUACAGGAGGAAAAAGAAACGAUGCUGAACUACAUUCACAGCACAUUUCCUCAUUUUUUUAGUCAAAACCUUGUGACUCAAUGUAUUUUAAAUCCUCAGUUGUGCACUCACAAACAGUAGGCUUGGGUUUGUUUUGUUUUUUUCUCAAUUAUUGGAACCAAGUUGUUCCUCUUGUUGUCUCUGUCUCUUUUAUGGAUUUUUUUAAAGGUACAAUGGCCUUUCCCCCACAUUUUGUUCCUUGGUUUCAUCUAUAGUAUUAUGGUCAGAAAAAAAUUGUCACUUAGAAUUAAAGCCAUCAAUUGUUCUGAUUUUUCAGUAACGACUCUUUUUUUUUCUUUUUUUUAAAGAUUAAACAUAUUGAUAUUCUAAUUCUAUUUUUAAAUUUUGACAGAUGUCAAAAUACAUUUGCUUUUUGGUACUGUCUUUGCACUGAAGGCUGGGAGUGUUGUUCAGUGGGAAUAUUAAUUGUAGCAGUGUUAAAUGGAUUUUAUCUUUAAUUGUAUCAUGGAAGCUGAGCAGACUGCAAAAACACAGCAACAAACUACUAAGACACAAAGGCAAUUCAAGAAGUAGAAUAGCUUUUUGGGUUUGUUUGUUUUUUAGUUGCCAUGUGCCAUUACUUUUUUUUCUCUUCCAGAAUUGUAUUCUCUUUUCAUUUUCAUUUUUUUUCCCAUAAUCACAGAUGCCAAACAAAUGUCAUGGACACUACAAUAGCCUGGAAUUAUUAUUAUUAUUGGUAUUAUUUUUAUUAAUCAGACUGGCUAGAUUUCUCACUGCAAUUUCAGACCUAUUUUAUUGUCUGCGAAGUUUCAUGUUGCCAAAUGGGGCUUUUCUUUUAUGAAAGCAUUCACUUUGAAGUGUAAGAUAACCAAUUUUAAAUGCCAAGUGGGCUGAUUGAUUAUUCGUUCCUGACAACUGCCAAAUGUUUAAGCAAGUAAAUUCAUUUCCCUCUUUUUUCAGUGCCACCUUUCUCCAAAACAAAAGUAACAGCAGUAUGAGUGAAAAUGUUAUUUGGUGCUAUAUAUACACACAUGCAUACAGUCUAUUGAUUCAAAGUGAGUUUUACUCUUAUCAAAGAUGGCAUAGGAUUUCACAGUGGGAUGGCUCCCCUUUCUUAAGGCACCUUGAACUGAAAAAAAUUGAAAUAACAUAUACCUAAUGUGAUUCCCUAAUCAAUGGAUUGGGAGAUUUCUAAAUGAGACCAUUUCUUGAGAGCUUAUAUUAUUUAUGAAAUGGCUGAACAAACCACAUUGAAAGGCAAAAGUUGCAGUCCUAUGCACAUUUACCUGGGAGCAAGUUCUAUUGAUCUCAGUCAGAAUUCCUUCUGAGUAGACAUGCAUAGGAUUGCGCUGUUAACAAUAAACUUCUAAAAAAAAAAAACACUGCACAGGCCUUGAUGAGCAUCUCUUUUUUGCAUCUGGGAUUGAAAUAAUUUUCAGGUUUUGUGUAAAACAAUCUUGUAAAUAAGAUUGAUGUCGAGUUGCAGAGUUGUGUUUUGGAUCAGAAAGGUCAGGCACAACAUUGGGCAAUUUUUUUUUCUGAUUUCCAUGGUUCCAGCACGUAAAUUGAAACUGUUGCUCUGUUGCAAUUUUUGGUAAAGGUGGGAUAAUGAGAAUGACUUAAUAAAUGUUUCACCAUUGUUUAAUAGCGGCUACAGCUGACUGAACAUCAAUUUGGGUGGCCCUGACACAGGUUUCCCGUUUUCAUGAGCAUGGAUGAUACAGCAGCAAAGCUGGAUGGAUCAUCCUCAACAACAACUAAUGAGAUGUCCCUAACCCUUAACAUUCUCCAUUAACAAUGAAAAGUUGGACUGCUUUUUUUUCUCCUUUGCUCAUCACGAGACAUCUUGUAAUUUUAAAAUGGUUGUAGGUAUAGUGCAAUUAUGAAUGCUAUAGUCAUUGUACAUAUAUCUAUAUAUAUAUAUAUAUAUAUAUAAUAUUAUAUAUAUAUAUGGCAGCAUCCAUACUGGCUUUGUAAUCAUUAACUUUUUGGCAGAUUGAAUGUGCUGUAUCAAUAUGUAUCUAUGUAAUUGUAAUGUAUGUCUUAUAGAUAAUUCACAUUUUAAAUAAUGUUAUUUUAUUUACUUUUUAAAGAGAGAAUGUAAUUUUUUGGUCUUUUUUCUGACUAGGUUUUUAAUUUUGUUUUAUUUACAAAAACAGUUAUUAUAAUGCAGAGCAGUACUGGUGUCAUGCUGUGUAAAAUCAUUGGAACAACCCUGAAUUAGUAGUGGGCUGAAAAUACACCUGCAUACACACACGCACAAACCCUGAUGAGAAGUGGACUGAAAAUAUACAUUCUGAGCUUUAACUGACUUUUCAGUUCAGAUUCAGAGGGAGGACACAGCUUUGUUGUAAACUGCUGGGUUGCAUUUAUUAUUUUGGCCAAUGAAAAGAAGGGCUAGGGUACCCACUGUUUUUUUUUCAUAAACUAUUACAAUGUUUUUACCACCAGAUGAUUCUCUGCUGUUGCCUUAAUACUUGUGUUAUGUGUGGUACCUGAUCUUGGGAAUAUUUCAGUACAAUUCUGGAUUGUCAGAAACUAUGUAACCGGCAAACAUCUUUAAAAAAAAAAAAGCCAUGCCUAUUUAAGUGUGGUAAUGGGGAAUGUUUCUCAACCAAAAUACCCUAAAGGUAUCAGAUUCUGUCUGAUCUUGAAAGCUAAGCAAGGUCUUUCAUGGUUAGUACUUAGAUGAGAGGUUGCCAAGAAAUAUCAGGUAUUGUAGGCUAUAUUUCAGAGGAAGAAACUGGCUAAACAAUCUCUUGAGCAUAACUUGCCUAAGAAAACCCUAUGAAAUGCAUGGGGUUGCCAUAAUUUGAUAGGUUGAGUUGAAGUCACAUAAAUACAUUCAUGCAGUAUGUGCAUGGAACUAAAUUUCAAUAGAAAGCCACAUAGAUACAACAAUGUGAUUGGAGAGGGUGGGAGGUAGUAUACCUUGGAUUAGAAAGGGAUCCACCUUUUGCCAUUUCUCACAUGCCAGAUUUUAACUACAUGGGUUUUUUAAAAAUGAGAAAAUGAACACAUCACUAAUAUUUUGUCACAUAGCUUUUAAAUAUGAGUAUACAUGAUGGAAAGUUAAGAUUCAGAAGUUUGUUAUUUGAGGGUCCUUUUUGAGGUUGUUGUCACAACAUUAUGCAAGGUUUCCACUAUGCAAUGAAAUUCAUUGUAUAGACAUUGCACUUUCUUUAACUGUGACAUACUCCAAAAUUAAAUUUCCCAGGUCCAAUCCAGUAAUAUUUGACAGGUUGCUCCUUUCUUUAAAUAUUACAAUACUGCCUCCCGAUACAAGAGAGUUGAGGUAUUUUAUGUUGCAUUGCUAACAUAAAUUUAUGCUAUAGGAUGUGAGAAGUGACGCUAAAAUGGACAAUAUGAGAUAAAAGGGAAACUUUAAUCUUUACUAAAAAAUACUAUGAAAUGUGUCCUGAUUUUGAUAUACACUGAUACUGUUGUUUAUGCAACUGCCAUUUUCAUAAAAUAAUAGGGUUGAAAGAGCAUUUUGGUUCAGCUGAACUCAGGUAAGGCCUCUGCUACAGGAUAUAGUAUUUUAUUUCCAGUUAUAGCCGAAUUCUCCUCGUAACAAUUCAGUGCAAUAUAUUGCUGUUGUGCGAACUGAUGCCUGAAUCCAACUGCUAGGGCCAUCUACAGUAGACUCAUUCAGUAAAUUGUUAUAUAGUAAAACAGCACUUAACUAUAUAUAAUUGUGUGAAGGUUGACUUUAUGUAAAAAUUGAAGACAGGCCUUGGGGCCAAAAGUAUGGAUUUUGAUGUGACAUAGAUAUGUUGAGGGUCAUUCUGGAAUGUCCCGAUGCCGCCUCAGAGGCUGGUUGUCCUUAACCACCGCCACUGCCACUUUCCCACCCAGACCUUCAAAAUAACCAGAAAUGGCACAGCAGCAGUGAGAGUAGAGGGAGUUGGUGCUUCUUUUCGGUUCUUCCAGAAUGGUCUAAGCCCGUGGUUCUCAACCUGGAGUCCCCAGAUUUUUUGGCCUUCAACUUCCAGAAAUCCUAACAGCUGGUAAACUGGCUGGGAUUUCUGGGAGUUGUAGGCCAAAAACAUCUGUGGACCCCAGGUUGAGAACCACUGGUCUAAGCUCUCUAUUCAAAGAAGGGAAUGGUUCCUUUUUUAUAUAAAGGUUUAGGUAAAGUACUUACAUUGUGAUGUGAAUAAGUCACACCAGGUUUACUUGCUCAAUUUCGGACUAAAAUUUCCAAACUUAUACAUGAGCACAUACAGUACAUAACUUCAGCUGAUUCAUUGUGGCUUUUCUAGCACUUGAAUUUAAGCCUAAAUCUCCAAAUAGUACUGGAGGUGACAAAUCUGCUCAAGAACUUUGUGAUAUUCUUCCCAUAUAGACUUGCUUAUCAGGCACAAUGAAAACAUCUCAUUGCAAAUCUCUCUGAUUACAUCUAUUUGGCCAUCUUAAGCUGCCUUGAGAUCUAUUUGUUAUAUGAUGAUUAUGGCAGAUUUUACAUUUGAAGCCAUGUGUACUAUAUUUUGGCUCUUAGAAUGAAAGUUGUGGUGAUUUUGGUUUAGUCCUGGGUUUUUUUAUCUACUGAAUUCAGGGUGCUUGAUAAUGACUCUUUAAAUGGAUUAUUAACUGGCCUCCUCAGUUUUAAGAAUUUAUUUUUCUUUGAAAAGAGAAGUCUAAAAAUGAUUAGGAGUGGGCAGUCUUUAUUUACUAUAGCUUUGAGGAGGAUAUUAUAAGAUUUUAAAACUCAUUAGCAAGGAUUCAAAAGUUCACUUUAUGUUUUCUACUUGUAACACAGAAAUGUUCCAUACCACUAGAGUACCAGUAUUCUAGGAAAGGUAGACACAUGAGAUGAAUGUAGGCCAUUGGAUCAAGUUUUGUGUUUGAAUUGAGGUACUUGGAUGUGCCAACAUCCUUUGAAUUGCCGGCACAACAUUGCCAUGUAUCAGUGCACCACAAGCCUUUUCUCUUAAAGAAAAAUGAUACUGCUCUCCUUACUUUAGGAUUGGUUUUUUUUUUGUAAGUGGUUAUUUUCUGCUAUGCCUUACAGAAGUGAGUCAAGACAUGAGUGCCUCUUAACAGAGCAAGAGAAGACAUAACAAAACCAAAAGAUUGUGUAUCUUUGCCAACAGUGAAUAUCUUAAAUGGACAAACAAAAAAUAGGAUUCUUGGAAUUGUAUUUUCUUAGUGUUCUUUAGGAGUGUAUUCUCUAAAAAGUUGUACUAAGUCAGUGUUGUCAUUACUGGGAAAAUUACAAAUUCAUUUAAUUCAAAGGAGCCCCCAAUGGCACAGUGGGUUAAACCCUUGUGGUGGUAGGACUGAUGACCUGAAGGUUGGGUUGCUGACCUGAAGGUUGCAAGUUCGAAUCCAACCCAGGGAGAGCGUGGAUGAGCUCCCUCUAUCAGCUCCAGCUCCAUAUGGGGACAUGAAAGAAGUCUCCCACAAGGAUGGUAAAAACAUCAAAACAUCUGGGCGUCUCCUGGGCAACCUUGCAGAUGGCCAAUUUUCUCCCACCAGAAGCGACUUGCAGUUUCUCAUGUCGCUCCUGGCACGAAAAAAAUAAUUCAAAGGGAAUUGUGUUGAAGGAUCUGGAGGACUUUUUUGCUAAGACAUAUGAAAUGGGUUUUUUUCAUUAUUUUUAAAACUUGCCUUUCUCAGAAGAUAACUGAUACCAUUCAGAAGGAUAAACUCAAGAGCAGAGUCAAUUUUCAGAACUAAUUGGAGUUUUGUCAAAGUAUAUGAACAAAUUAAUCUUACUUAUUCCAUCAUUUGGUUGGGGGGGGGGGGGGUUCCAUCUUGAAGUUUUAACUACAAGCAGACUUUUUUUAAUAUUAAGAAUAAUAAUUCAGAAAUGACUGUGAUUUUCAGAAAAACAAGUUAAAAUUGUGAGGAGAAGGGCUGCAUAGUAAGAGAUUGCUAGGGACUUCCAGCCUUUGUAAAAUGACCUUUACUCACUGACCCUUCCCAUUUGUUUUGCAUUCCUCACAAAAGACUGAAAUGACAGAACAUCAAAAAUGUUAAUACACCUGAAAAGUAAUAAAAUAUACCCAGUUAAAUUAUAAUGAUGUGCUGCUCUUCUUGAAACUUUUUGAAAAAGUACCUUUCUACACCAAGUACUUUGGACAGUACUAUCGUGUAACUAAUGGUGUGUGCUUGGGGUGACAAAAUAACCUGCCAAAGCCUUGCCUUAGCUGAAAUGUAAUCAUACAAUCCACUUGUAUCUUUCAGAUUUCAUCCCAUCAUCACAAUUACAUUAUGAAAUGUGUUGCAUAUGGCUAGCUAUUCUAUUAUGGCCAUUCAUAUACCGGCUUUUGUAAAUAACGGUCCUUUCAACAGGCAUUCAUACAUCUGCAUUAAAUAUAUACCUUCUUUUCUUUGUGUAGCCUUAUGUUGAUUCAGAGAUUGCUUUUUGCAAUCUUCACCAAAGUCAAUAGAUCCAAAUCCAGAGCGCUGUCUCCACUCGUGUGGACCUGAGGAUUUUUUCAAUUUUGCCUCCUCCAUUCAAUGACCCCAAAAUCACACUGUGCAUAUAGGUCAUGAAUACAUGACUGAAAGGAAUUACUAGGUCAUACAUUAAAAAAACAUUUUUUUCUUCUAUUUCCUAAGUCAUUGUUCCUUUUUAACUAGUAUUAUAUGUGGGUCACCUAGUGGCCAUGUCACCAUGUAGUCCCAUGUUCAGUGUGCCUGUAUUCAUGCAAGUGGAUGAUUCUACUUAUAUUGUGGGUUCGUUUUGAAGACUUUUGAAUGCAAUUUUUGAAAUGUGACAGACACCAUCCAAGGUCUGUAAGAACUUCUCCAAAGAAUGAAGAAUAUCUUAACACAGAUUGCAAAAGAUUGUAAGUGCUAGGCAGGAAAGAUGUAGCUGUACAGGAACAUUUUCUCUCCAAAGGAUACGCUAUGAUGCAAUUUUGUCCAUGUUUUCAUUUUAUCACCACUUUGGGAGUUGACCUUAACUGGAUGUGUUCAUUUCACAGGAGAAACUGGACUUUUAACAGUAUUUUAUAAAUUGCACUUGUUCUUAAUGUUCUUCAAAUGCAUGUAUUGUGUAUAGUUUGGGGAUUAAUAGUUUUUGACUAGAACUAUUGUAUAAAUACUUCCCCCAAUGACCGUGCUAGUUAAAAUUAUAACAUAAUUGGGCAAAAUUUUGUACACCAGUAUCCUCAUUUCUUUACAUUUGCAUAUCUUGAAGUACUUAUGGCUUAUUGUUCUCCUUAAAUGCCUUUUUAUUAUAAUAAUGGAAUAAAUUCUUUUAUUCCAAUGA